AUGAAGGUCCUUACUAAGGAAGAGGAACAGGCGCAUUACAAUGCCACCAUCAAAGGCGGAAUACUUGGCGGUAUCAUUGGCACCGCUCUGGGAGGCGUUGGCAUGUUCUAUGCGAACCGCAGAUUCCCAGUUAUCAGAGGCCUCACUGUUCCCUUCAAGGCUUUCCUCGUCUCCUCUACAGGAACCUUCGCUGCCGUCAUUGCCGCCGAUCGCGCGUCCGCCAACUACGACCUACAAUACAAUCCCGAGAAGCGCCGCGAAUUAGAGCGCGAGCGAGAGCGCGAGCGCGCCCUUCUCGCGAAUAAAACCACCCUCCAACGCGCCAAGGAAUGGGCAGAGGAGAACCGCUAUCCCAUCAUCUUCGCCUUCUGGGUGCUCUCCAUGGGCGGCUCGUGGGUCAUGGUCAACCGCAACCCGUACCUGAGUGCAAGCCAAAAACUCGUCCAGGCGCGUAUGUAUGCACAAGGAUCGACAUUGGCGGUGCUGCUGGCCAGCUUCGCCUUCGAGGCAAGUGAUGCGAAUAAGGGCAAGGGCAGGUGGGAGACGAUCAAGGUGGUGGAUCCGAAUGAUCCGGAGCACAAGCAUCUCAUUGAGAAGAGGAUACAUCAUGAGCGGUAUCCUGGAGAGGAUCAGUGGAGGGAUAUGAUUGAGGCCGAAGAGGCUCGACGGAAAGCCCGCGAGGCCGAAAGGGCGAAGGCCCAACAGAAAGAGGCGAGCAAGGAGGAGCAGGCUAAGGAGGCAAAGGCUUCCCAUUAA
Messenger RNA from Westerdykella ornata, 756 nucleotides. RefSeq lists its product as uncharacterized. The coding region runs from base 1 to 756 and encodes 251 amino acids. The record is from RefSeq and is a predicted model, not a curated record. Gene Ontology annotation, biological process: mitochondrial respiratory chain complex IV assembly. Lineage: Eukaryota; Fungi; Ascomycota; Dothideomycetes; Pleosporales; Sporormiaceae. The transcript is spliced from 4 exons. Gene Ontology annotation, cellular component: mitochondrial inner membrane.